AUGCACACGUGUUUUGUUUUCACGUUUUUUAUUUCAUUUCAUUUUGAUUCCAUUUGUAACACAAAUUUUAAAUUUUUGUUGGAAAUUUCACAUUUCAUUGGAUAGAUAAUAAUGCCUAAAUCUAAACGAAAUCGUCUCGUAUCGUUGACGGUGACGAAAAAGAAAAAUUUUUCCAAUCUCAAAGAACGAUUAGUGAAAGAUGUACAAGAAUGUGCGGAUAAAUAUAAACGUUGUUUUGUAUUUCGUGUGGAAAACAUGCGAAAUGCUAAAUUGAAAGAGCUGAGAAAUGAUCUCCGUCAAAGCCGAUUUUUCUUUGGAAAUAAAGUAAUGAGCAUAGGUCUUGGUCGUACAAAAUCCGAUGAAUAUAGGGAAAAUCUUCAUUGUAUUACGAGAUUAUUAUCCGGCCAAUGUGGCCUAUUAUUUAGCAAUCAAAAUCAAGAUGAAAUAUUCAAGUUUUUCGAUACAUAUCGUCAUCGCGAUUAUGCUCGAACUGGAGAUACGGCAACCGAAACGGUCGAAUUGUAUGAAGGACCGUUGGAGCAAUUUGCACACAAUCUGGAACCAUAUCUUCGACAAUUGGGAAUGCCAACAACUUUACAAAAAGGUGUUGUCACAUUGUUGAAAGAUUUUCAAGUUUGUCAAAAGGGGCAACCAUUAACAUCGGAACAAGCUCGUAUUCUGAAAUUGCUCGAUAAUCAAAUGGCCGAAUUUCACAUGACAAUCGAUGCUAUGUGGUGUAAUGAUGGAAAAUUUGAAAUAUUUAACCGACAAAAAUUGAUUGCAAAAAGUAAUGAUGACUACGAUGAAUAAUGGUCAUGUUAUGUUUAUGUUUUUUGCUUUUGUAAAUAUACUAUCUACUAGUUUAUAUUUAAAAUAUGAAUAAAAAGGACAAUGUUUUCUCAGUUUGA
Molecule: messenger RNA, 908 nt
Organism: Dermatophagoides farinae (American house dust mite)
Lineage: Eukaryota; Metazoa; Arthropoda; Arachnida; Sarcoptiformes; Pyroglyphidae
Gene: RpLP0-like
Product: ribosomal protein LP0-like
Biological process (GO): ribosomal large subunit biogenesis; nuclear-transcribed mRNA catabolic process; rRNA processing
Cellular component (GO): nucleolus; preribosome, large subunit precursor
Molecular function (GO): RNA binding
Source: RefSeq, a predicted model, not a curated record